AUGGCUUUCAGGAGGCAAGUGAAAAACUUUGUGAAAAAUUACUCAGAUGCUGAAAUAAAAGUCAGAGAAGCAACUUCUAAUGACCCUUGGGGUCCUUCUAGUUCUCUGAUGUUAGAUAUCAGUGACCUGACUUUCAACACAAUUUCUCUCUCAGAGAUUAUGAAUAUGCUCUGGCAGAGACUCAGCGACCAUGGGAAGAACUGGCGACAUGUGUAUAAGUCCCUCACCCUCAUGGAUUAUCUCAUCAAGAAUGGAUCAAAGAAAGUCAUUCAGCAUUGCAGAGAGGGGUUCUGUAACCUUCAAACGCUAAAAGAUUUUCAACACAUAGAUGAAGCUGGAAAAGAUCAAGGUUAUUAUAUCCGGGAAAAGUCUAAGCAAGUCAUAACAUUGCUGAUGGAUGAACAGUUGCUGCAUAGAGAGAGGGAAGUAGCAUGUCGGACUAGAUGGCGUACCUCCUACUCUGUGACCUUUCCUAAAGGAUUACCUGGUGCGGGUAACUCACCAACAGCAUGUGCUUCUGCCCCCACAUCAGAAAUUCCUGCUUCAGAGAAGAAGUGUAAGCUUCUUAAGGUUGCAAGGCUACAUAAUAAAAAAAACACUUCCAAGUCAGGACUGAAACGAGAGCAGCGUCAAGACAUUCAGCUGUCUGGUGGAACCGUGUUGUCACAGGAGAUGCUGCCACUCAAGAUUAGUGCUUGGAAGUCGACAGAAGACCUGAUGUUAUUUUAUGAGGAUAAUCCAAAGCCAGUUUUGCCAGCAGUUCGUACUUCCAUUAUCUCUUCAACUAUGUGGUUGUCAGAAGGGCCAACAGACUGUAACCUCUCGGAUGCAGAUACUGUGCCUGUUUCCUCAGAAAAAAGCCCAUCUCUGCAGACAAAUGUGAGUUUGGACAAGAAAUCAGACAAUACUAUUACAAAUACUGUAAUAGAAAACCCUUUGCAAAUGUCUCUAGAAAAGCAGCCAGCCACAAAAAGUUUUGAAACCCUGACAGCUUUACCAGCAUUUUGGUCAUCAAGUAAAGAAGAGUUGAUCAACCCUAAUUUAAGGAUCUCAAAGUCAGAUUCUACCUUCUAUAAUCAGGCCUCUGUAGAGACACUCUAUGUCUCUCCCUCAUUCAAAACAUUUGACCCAGUGAAGGAGACGUUAAUCAGUAAGGACCGUCUGAAAGCAACACAGUCCAGCUUCGUGCAGAUGGAUGCUGGAAACCUAAAGACCUUAACCACAUGGGUUUCAACUGCCUCUGAGGGAACAUCUUCCUUUUCUACUUUAUCCAUGUCAUCUCCUAAUUUAGCCUCUCCAGAGAAUUCUGUUCAUCUGUUACCCCCAGUUGUGGCUGGACCUUCUAUCUGGACUUUGUCCCACCAACAGUCUUCUGCGUCCAUUAAAGAGAAAGCUAAGACAGCCAGGGUUCAUCGCCCUUUUGCUUCUAGGGGCCCGCUGUUCUCUGAUGAAGAAGAAAGUGACCACUUCAACCUACUGGAAGUUCUUCCAGACAACUCUGAUUCUGCCAAAAAGAAGACAAGUCCUAUUUCUAGCAGUAAUUGGGUAGAGUUUUCCACCCAAAAUGUAGACCAUUUUACCUCUAUAUCCUGUUCUAGUUUUCAGGCAACCAAAGACCUGCCUAGGGAGCCUGAAGCAAACAAUUCCACUAACGUUCUUCUCGGGGAGGUAAAAAAUGCUAUAGUCAGAUUACAUGAAGAUCUGAGCAUGGUAAUACAAGAACUUAACGUCAUCAGUAGCCAUCUGGUAAGUUUGAGUGGGAGUAGUCCACAAAUAGGCGAGUCUUCGCAGUUUCCCAAGGAGAGCUCGGAUCGAGUCUAACAGUCUUAAUAGCCGUUUUUAUAGAACUCAUUUCCCAAAGACUAAGACGUUAACCUUCUAUAGAUUCUCAUUAUUAUGGCAAAAUAGGGUGAUGGUUUGAUUUUUCCUUGUCAGGUUUAUUGAACAAGUGUAUCUCAAACCAACAAAUUCAUUUGGGUAGUUUAUUUUUUAAAGAGAAAUGGAAUCGCCUUUGAUAAUAUCUUCAGAUUUAGAUAUUAGUUCAUUUGAAACUGAAGAAAGUUUCAUUCUUCCAUGCUCUGUACUUUACCUCAAAAUAUUUUAAGCAUUAGUGAAAGUUACAGUAAGACUUCAAACUGCAAAUGACUAUUCUAGAGCUUUUGGAUAAGUUGGCAGUAAAAAGCCCUUCGUUUUCCAUCUGUGUGGAGUUUCAUUGUUAACAAGCGUUUGCCUUGACUUAGGAGAACCGAGUCUGGGGUAUAUGUUUCACAUGUUCUCAUGUCAAGUUUCAGGUUCUGCAAACCAAGGGCCAGAAAUCUUUUCCCUUCUUGUGGAUCCAUAGUUGGUUGGGAGUUAAGUUGAGACAAGUAGGACAUGGAACAGGUGUUUUAUUUUGUUAAUGUAUAAUGCAAAGUGAAU
Vicugna pacos (alpaca) is the source of this 2418-nucleotide messenger RNA. It is a transcript of the gene ENTHD1, whose product is annotated as ENTH domain containing 1. Gene Ontology annotation, molecular function: phospholipid binding; clathrin binding. Gene Ontology annotation, biological process: endocytosis. NCBI's taxonomy places the organism in Eukaryota, Metazoa, Chordata, Mammalia, Artiodactyla, Camelidae. Gene Ontology annotation, cellular component: endosome; clathrin vesicle coat; plasma membrane. The record is from RefSeq and is a predicted model, not a curated record.